Molecule: messenger RNA, 1630 nt
Organism: Gallus gallus (chicken)
Lineage: Eukaryota; Metazoa; Chordata; Aves; Galliformes; Phasianidae
Product: PHD finger protein 7-like
Exons: 2
Coding region: 759-1382 (207 amino acids)
Cellular component (GO): nucleus
Source: RefSeq, a predicted model, not a curated record
GUGCGGCCUGGCGAGGCGCAGAGAGAGCAGGGACUCUCGCAGUGCUCGCUGUUAACGCACAUCAUGUCCGAUAGGAAGCGGAAGGCCUCCAGCUCGGAGGAGCCAGGUGAGAGCACAGCAUCCCUGUGCACAGCUCCCGAUGCUGGGCAGAGGGGCGCUGGGCCUCUGCCUGCGGCUGAGAGAUGAGCGGGGAGGAAGGGGCAGGCAGGAGCUCCCAGGCAGGCAUGGGGCUGGGCCCCUCUGCUCCUCGGCAAGGGGGCCCAGCUUGGGCUGUGGCUGCCUGGGGCCUGCCGUGGCCCCUUCCCCUCCACCGCCUCCAGCCAGCACGGCAGACACAGAGCAGGACCCUGGGGACAGCCCUCAGGGACGUCUGGUCCCGCCAGCUGCUCACCGCUGCUUGCAUUUGCUCUCUCCUCUGCAGUGUGUGCGCUGUGUGGCCAGGCAGAUGUCGACCCGGACAUCUGCGGGCACACACUUUUCGAGACUGGGAUUCGUGUCCAUGAGUUCUGCUUGGUGAGUUCCCCCAUGGGCACCUUCCACAUUCCUGCCGGGGAUGCUCCCUGUCCUUCCGUCCUAAUCAGCUCUUUCUCUCCUACAGACGUCUGCCAACAUCACGGCUAAAGCAAGACCAGGAAUUGAGGUCCUCCCGCUUGCUGCCAUUGCACGCAAGGUCAGGCAGGCAAACAAGAAGGUGAGGACCUGUACAGAGCAGGCAGGUUUGGGCCAGCAGGGGCUCACUCCAGCUUACUCUCGACCCAAUGUCCAACUGCCUCCAGGACAAAGUCCUGCCCAUACGACAUCAGCCCUGCCCGCCAGGCAGCUUUGCAGAGGGGCACCCUGCAGUGCCCACAUCCUCUGCCCUGCCCAGAGGUGUGGGGCCAGCCGUGGAGGCCCUCAGCCUGUCGCUCAUGGGGCUCUUCUGCUCUUUCCAGCAAUGCUGUGUUUGCGGCGAGAGGGGGGCUGCCAUCACAUGCGCAGAGAGAGGCUGUGCACGCAGCUUCCAUCUGCCCUGUGCCAAGGACGGCGAAUGCAUCACCCAGUACUUUGGAGACUACAGGUCCUUCUGCUGGGAGCACCGCCCUCAACAGGCCACUCAGGAAGCUCCAGCACAAGGCACCAUCUGCCUCGUCUGCUUGGAGCCUGUGGGGGACAGCUUGUCCUACCACACCAUGGUGUGCCCAGCCUGCAAACACGUCUGGUUCCACCGGGACUGCAUCCAGGUAGGAGCCCACCCCGCACCCUGCAGGCACGCUCGGUGCUCAGCAGCACCAGGCGCUGCUCACGCUCACCCUGCUUGUGCUUCUCCUGCAGCAACAGGCCUUGAGUGCUGGCACUGCGUACUUCGAGUGCCCCGGCUGCCGAGACUACAUUCUCUUCUGUGAAGAGAUGUCCAACAUGGGGAUCCACAUCCCAUUAAGGUUGGUGUCCUGCCCAGUUCUGCUGACGUUAAGGCUGCAGUGCUGGGCCUGCCCAGGGACUGGCUCAGCAGCCAUGGCCCUUGGCUGUCGCAUGACCAUGUGCCCCAGCUUCGUGGAGAAGCUGGAAGCGGACAUGGGGUGGAUGAGAUGGGAUAACCUUGGGUCUUAUGCUGGGCACACUGGGGGCUCAUCGCUUCCCUUCCCUUCUCUUG